Elephantulus edwardii (Cape elephant shrew) is the source of this 1023-nucleotide messenger RNA. It is a transcript of the gene MTARC2, whose product is annotated as mitochondrial amidoxime reducing component 2. The record is from RefSeq and is a predicted model, not a curated record. NCBI's taxonomy places the organism in Eukaryota, Metazoa, Chordata, Mammalia, Macroscelidea, Macroscelididae. Gene Ontology annotation, biological process: nitrate metabolic process. The transcript is spliced from 7 exons. Gene Ontology annotation, molecular function: molybdenum ion binding; molybdopterin cofactor binding; nitrate reductase activity. The coding region runs from base 1 to 1023 and encodes 340 amino acids. Gene Ontology annotation, cellular component: mitochondrial inner membrane.
AUGGGCGCCGCAGGCUCGUCUGCCCUGGUCCUCCUCGGCCUCCCCGCGCAGCGCCUCUCCGCGCAGCCCAGGCCCCGGUGGCUCGGGGUCGCUGCGCUGGGACUGGCCGCGGUGGCGCUGGGCACCUUGGCCUGGCGCCGCGCACGACCCCGGAGGCGCAAGCAGCUGCGGCAGGUGGGCACCGUGUCGCAGCUGUGCAUCUACCCGGUCAAGUCCUGCAAGGGGGUGACAGUGAGCGAGGCCGAGUGCACUCCCAUGGGGCUGCGCAGCGGCCACCUUAGGGACAGGUUUUGGCUGGUAAUUAAAGAAGAUGGACAUAUGGUGACUGCCCGUCAAGAGCCUCGCCUUGUGCUUGUCUCAAUCACCUAUGAGAACAACUGUCUGACCCUGGAGGCCCCGGGAGUGGACAAGAUGGUUUUGCCCACCAAGAUGCCUUCUUCCAACGCACUUCAGGACUGCAGGAUAUUCGGUGUUGACAUCAAGGGCAGAGACUGUGGUGAUGAGGCAGCUCAGUGGUUCACCAACUUUUUGAAAACGGAACCCUACAGGCUGGUUCAGUUUGAAACCCACAUGAAGGGAAGACUGUCAAAGAAAAUCUUUUCUCCUACUCUACCAGAUUAUGAGGUGGCCUACCCAGACUGCAGCCCAGUGUUGAUCAUCUCAGAAGCCUCCCUGGCAGAUCUGAACACCAGGAUGGAGAAGAAAGCAAAAAUGGAGCAUUUCCGGCCAAACAUAGUGGUGACGGGCUGCAGCGCUUUUGAAGAGGACACCUGGGAUGAACUCCUGAUUGGAAAUGUGGAACUGAAGAAAGUUUUGGCCUGCCCCAGGUGCAUUAUGACCACUGUGGACCCCGACACUGGAGUCAUUGACCGGAAGGAGCCACUGGAAACCCUGAAAAGCUACCGCCUGUGCGAUCCCUCUGAGAAGCAUAUAUACAAGUCGUCUCCGCUUUUUGGGAUCUAUUAUUUGGUAGAAAGAGUUGGAAGCAUGAGAGUUGGUGACCCUGUGUAUCAAAUGGUGUAG